CGCGCUGCCCCGGAAGUGCUGGCGCGGCGGCUGACACGUCGCAGGGCCCGGGCCGGGGGUGCGGAACCCGGCGAUGUCGGGGUUCGACAGCUUCAGCACCGAGUUCUUCCAGAGCAGUUACAGCAUCGAUGAGCAGGCGCAGGGCUACGACUACAGCGGGAGGCCCUACGGCAGGCAGUGUGGAGGUUAUGAGUACUCCCAGCAGAGUGCCUUUGUCCCUCCAGAGAUGAUGCAGCAGCAGCAGCCCUACACGGGGCAGAUCUACCAGCCCAGCCCUGCCUACACUCCAGCCUCAGCUCAGUCCUUCUAUGGCAGCAGCUUUGAGGAUGAACCUCCUCUGUUAGAAGAACUGGGGAUCAACUUUGACCACAUCUGGCAGAAAACCCUGACAGUGCUGCACCCCCUGAAGGUGGCAGAUGGGAGCAUCAUGAACGAGACAGACCUGGCUGGACCAAUGGUCUUCUGCCUGGCCUUUGGGGCCACCUUGUUACUGGCUGGUAAGAUUCAGUUUGGUUACGUGUAUGGCAUCAGUGCCAUCGGGUGCCUGGGGAUGUUCUGUCUCCUGAACCUGAUGAGCAUGACCGGCGUCUCCUUCGGCUGCGUGGCCAGUGUCCUGGGGUACUGCCUGCUCCCCAUGAUCCUCCUCUCCACCUUUGCUGUUGUGUUUUCCUUGCAGGGAGUCCUGGGGAUUAUUCUCACAGCUGGAGUCAUUGGCUGGUGCAGCUUUUCAGCUUCCAAAAUCUUUAUUUCUGCCUUAGCCAUGGAAGGACAGCAGCUUUUGGUGGCCUACCCCUGCGCCCUGCUCUACGGAGUCUUCGCUCUCAUCUCCGUGUUCUGAACAGACUGUCCCAAGCUGCUGGACUCCAGUGGGCCAAAAAAGCAUUAAAAAAAAAACAAAAAAAAAAGAAAACAUCCCCAGGGAACAUUAUUUAGUUGGACCAGAAAAAACAGCUGCAAACAACUGUAAUAGUGUUGCUCUCACAAAACUUAGACCUGUUCUGAAUCAUCUGGAGCAAUUAAAAGUCUUGUGUUCACUUUUAUAGGA
Calypte anna (Anna's hummingbird) is the source of this 1045-nucleotide messenger RNA. RefSeq names its product Yip1 domain family member 5 (gene YIPF5). The record is from RefSeq and is a predicted model, not a curated record. The transcript is spliced from 6 exons. Gene Ontology annotation, cellular component: membrane; trans-Golgi network. The coding region runs from base 74 to 838 and encodes 254 amino acids. Lineage: Eukaryota; Metazoa; Chordata; Aves; Apodiformes; Trochilidae. Gene Ontology annotation, biological process: regulation of ER to Golgi vesicle-mediated transport; vesicle fusion with Golgi apparatus; endoplasmic reticulum to Golgi vesicle-mediated transport.